AGGGGAGGAUUAGGCCUAACAAUAGACAUUAGGGAGAAACACCUGUACUGCAAAGAUGAAUUUGCUUGCAGUUGUUGCUGUUGCAGUGUGUGCUUUCACACAGAGUGCUUACGGUGCAUCAGACACAAUAGCUUGGUGUUACCAUGAAGAAAGCUGCGGUGAGAGCAAGUGGCCGACCAUCGCUGCUCCGUUCUGCAACGGGACGCGUCAGUCCCCCAUUAACAUCGUGACGGAGAACGCAAUGGAGGACGGAAACCUGACUGAGUUCACCUUCCAGGGUUAUGGCAGCAGCAGCGCUUUGACAAUCAUUGAGAACACCGGGAAGACUGUCAAAGUUGGUUUAAGAUCGGGGACCAAGAUCUCAGGAGGAGGCCUGUCUGAGAGCUACGACAGCCUGCAGUUCCACCUUCACUGGGGAAAUGGCACAGCGGUCCCUGGUUCAGAACAUACUGUGGAUGGCAAGCAAUACCCAAUGGAGCUUCACAUUGUCAACAGCAAAUCCUCCUUAAAUGGGAACACCAGUCUUGCUGUUGCUGAUCCUGAAGGACUAGCUGCUCUAGGUUUCCUCAUAGAGGAGCUGCCUAAUACAGAAAACCAACCAGACAGCUGGAAGACCUUGGCCUCUUACUUGUCCAACAUCACAGAGGCUGGUACCAAUGCAACAGUAGCAGCUGGGAUUUCUCUAGAUGAUCUGCUUUCAGGAGUGAACCGUACCAAUUACUACCGCUACCUCGGCUCCUUGACCACCCCUGCCUGUAACGAGGCUGUGGUUUGGACUGUGUUUAAGGACCCUAUCAGAGUCAGCAAAAACUUGAUUGACCUUUUCAGUACAACUGUGCACAUCGGCAACACAUCUUCGCCUCUGAUGGUUAAUGUGUUUCGACGUGUCCAGGCAGCACAGCCAGUCUCUACACAACCCAGGUCUGGCUCCUCAGCUCACGCCGGAUACUCUCUGGCUCUGAUGGGAAUCAGCCUUGUCAUGGGACGAGUUUAAUUUGGAGCUUGGGUUUAGCUAUUAAUUCCCUAGUAUAAAGGACUAAACAAUAAUGACCUCUCUCCUGCACAUGGUACUAUUUUUGUAUUGAAUCAUGAAACUUGCCUGGCUUGAACAACCAUGCAAAGUUGAUGCAUAUUUAAAUUUAAUUUUUUUUUUGUAUUUUCCUUGUCUCUUUGCACUGUAGAAACGUCUGAAUGUUUUAAUUGCACUUGAAUUGAACCUGAAGCGAUUUUUAGCUUGUGUAAUGAAGGUUUAAAGUGUAACUGGUUUAUGAAGGGAUUAUCUAAAUGUCUUGUACAUAUCCUCCCUCUCUGGCAUUAACUGCACAAUGUAUGAAGCUACUGGUUGAAGAUGACUUUUCAAUAAAAUAUUUAUCAGUGA
Cyprinodon variegatus (sheepshead minnow) is the source of this 1378-nucleotide messenger RNA. RefSeq names its product carbonic anhydrase 4-like (gene ca15b). NCBI's taxonomy places the organism in Eukaryota, Metazoa, Chordata, Actinopteri, Cyprinodontiformes, Cyprinodontidae. The coding region runs from base 56 to 994 and encodes 312 amino acids. Gene Ontology annotation, molecular function: zinc ion binding; carbonate dehydratase activity. Gene Ontology annotation, cellular component: plasma membrane. The record is from RefSeq and is a predicted model, not a curated record. The transcript is spliced from 9 exons.